GAUUCUACUGAGAAGUUGUACAGAACUGGGCAAGUUGCUUACAGAGAUAGAAAUUUCAAGUUUCAGUAAAAUGAUUAAAAUGGAAUGUAGUGUAAAUAUGUAUUGUGGAAAAAUAAUAAAGCAUAAAGUUUGUGUUGUUUCAGUUGUCGUUUUCCCACAAGACGUUAAAAGGAACUUGAAGCCUAACAUUGGUGUCUUUUUAUUCAAAAUGAAAACAAUUUAUACAAAGCAGGAGAAAAUUAACAUUUAUGGAGAAAGUUUAAAAAAAAAUUCCAAUUUUGACUCUGGGAUUCAACGUUUUAUGUCUAUGAGGACAACAAUGUAUGACCACUUUCGACCAACUACUAAAGCUACUGGAUACGGCUUUGCUCUUCUUCUUGCUCCUCUUGUGUUGUACACAUGGUUGUUGAAAUCUUCAAGGGAUUCUACUGAGAAGUUGUACCGCACUGGGCAAGUUGCAUACAGAGAUAGAAAUUUCAAGUUUCAGUAAAAUGAUUAAAAUGGGAUGUAGUGUAAAUAUGUAUUGUGGAAGUUAAUAAAAUUAUUCAUUAUUUGUGUUUUAUUCUUUGAUUGUGUGUAUUAUUGAUAAAGAAGACAAGAGUAAAUCAAAUUGAUACGCUAACAAUUACACCGCCGACGUUGUUAUACCUGGUGGGAAUCAUUAUUACAAUUUAAAGACAACGUAAGAAAAUUAUAUACAUUUAAAAUUGUGAAAUAAAACAAUUUCACAUAGUGACAAA
Gryllus bimaculatus (two-spotted cricket) is the source of this 740-nucleotide messenger RNA. The record is from the annotation of a GenBank genome assembly. Lineage: Eukaryota; Metazoa; Arthropoda; Insecta; Orthoptera; Gryllidae.